Molecule: messenger RNA, 783 nt
Organism: Symbiodinium necroappetens
Lineage: Eukaryota; Dinophyceae; Suessiales; Symbiodiniaceae
Source: the annotation of a GenBank genome assembly
GUGGCUGCUGCAGCACGAGAUAUCGCAGUCCGUGGGGCGCAUCUUCACAAUGCCCUGGUAUAUUGGCGUGCGUUCGCGGCCGAUUGUCAUCGCUUGGCCAUCGGACAUGCAGACGAUCAUGCAACCUUGGACCAGGAGCAGCCGCCAAGGGAUGCUGCUACCCGACGGGACGAGAAAAUUGCACGCCACAAGCGGUGUAAGGAAAUCGACGCCAAGGUGGCAUACUUGUUUCAGAAGAAGCAAGAAUGUCUCGGAGAUGAAUACUUUUGGGGCACCGGUAGUGCAUUCGACGAAGACAUGGAGCGUAGCUUGAUCACGAUGCUGUUGAGCAAAGCCCUCGCAUCAGUGCCAGAUAGCAUAUCUUCAGCAGAGCAAGAGCUGCCGCUGCUGGAGAUGAUGGUGGCACGGGGAGGUCCUAGUGAGGAGGCCGCGAAGCCGAAGCCGCCGGUUGUGAAGCCCGCUUGUCUUCGAAUUCAGGAUAAAGCCGAGCUGCAAAGACUCUACAGAGAGAUGGUGUUUCAAUGCCCACAUCCACAGGCCACCAUGUCCAUCGAAGAAGCGGCCGACCUUGAGAUAGAGGAGAUGCAUGAGAUCGAGGCUGCUCGGGCAAGGAGGCAGGUCGAGCAGGAAGCCCACGAUGCAGACAGAUGGUGGAAUGGGGAUCGAUAUGGAGCCAAAGAGGAAUGGGAGGAAAGCCAGAAGUUGUACAAGGAUCGGGAUUUUGACGAGUUCAAAGAUGACCACCCGUGGGGAUCUGGAAACAAAAUGGCCAACAUAGGAUAG